Exophiala bonariae is the source of this 1527-nucleotide messenger RNA. RefSeq lists its product as uncharacterized. Bases 1 to 1527 code for a protein of 508 amino acids. Gene Ontology annotation, molecular function: zinc ion binding; nucleic acid binding. Gene Ontology annotation, cellular component: preribosome, large subunit precursor. The transcript has 2 exons. Gene Ontology annotation, biological process: ribosomal large subunit biogenesis. NCBI's taxonomy places the organism in Eukaryota, Fungi, Ascomycota, Eurotiomycetes, Chaetothyriales, Herpotrichiellaceae. The record is from RefSeq and is a predicted model, not a curated record.
AUGGCGACCACACAACCCACCGACGUCUCUCAAACUCAUCCUUACACCUGCAACUCAUGUGCGGUGGCCUUCCGGAACAGCGAUGCUCAGCGCACUCAUAUGAGGAGUGAUUGGCACCGAUACAAUCUGAAGCGACGCAUAGCCGACUUACCUCCCGUCUCUUCAGAAGACUACAAUGAAAAAGUCCUUGCCGCUCAACAGACCAACACUGUUGCUGCUGCCCAAGCCGCUUUUGCAAAGACAUGCUCAAUUUGUCAGAAAACAUACUAUAGCGAGAAUGCGUACCAAAACCACAUCUUGAGCAAAGCACAUAAAACCCGGGAACUGGGAGGUGUACGGAGCGCGCGCGGUGACAACAACUCGGUCGUUGGCUCCACUGCCGACUCAGAACCUCGAGAUCCUGAGGCGGAAGCAGAGUUCGAGAAGGUGGUGGCGGGUAUGAAAGGCACAUCCAUCGAAGAAGUCCCUGCAAUCACACGAAGACCAUCUGCACCACCUCCAGAUACUGACCCUCGAGCGGACCAUCCAAUGUCACCCGAGAAGCAGGAAGUGCCCGCUGUUCCCCUCUCUAGAUGUCUGUUCUGCAACUACGACUCGCCAAACACCAAGCUAAGUGUUGCACACAUGACUAAAAUUCAUGGUCUGUUCGUACCGGAACAGACUUACCUCGUCGACCCUGAAGGUCUGUUACGUUAUAUGCAAGCCAAGGUGCGACAAAACUUUGAGUGUCUGUGGUGCCACAAGUUGAGGAACAAUGCCGAAGCAGUCCAAACUCACAUGAGAGAUAAGGGGCACUGCAAGAUCGCUUUUGAGUCGGAAGAGGAGAUGGUCGAGGUCGGGCAAUUCUACGACUUCUCGAGCACUUAUUCUGAUGUCGAUGACGACUCGGUCAUGGAUGAAGACGAACCAAAAGCCAGACAAAAUGGAGGCGUCAAAUUGGCAGGUGAAAAGGAAGAUGAGGGCUGGGAGACGGAUUCCUCCUUCUCGUCACUUGACACCAAUGAUCUGGCAUCAGUCCCCAACGACGAUCGGACAUCUUCCUAUCAACGACUUCCUCUACACCGACAUCAUUCCAACGCAGAUCCACGACCUCACAAGUCAGCUGAUGGAUUCCAUUCUCAUGCUCACAACCACAACAACGCCGUAUUUUACGACGAACAUGAAAUGCAUUUGCCUAGUGGUCGUAUUGCUGGCCACCGAAGUCUACGAAAGUAUUUCCGUCAGAACCUUCACUCUUACCCAACUGCAGCGGAGCGUAUGGAUCGUGCACAAAGAUUGAUCGAAGAGGGAAGUUCCGAUGCCGAUAUGGAAGAUGCCGAUCUACCACCGGCGACUCCUCCACGAAAUAGUCUUAUGAGACGUAGUGAGGCGGGUAUGCUCGGCGUUACUGCUCAACAACGUAAAGAUGUUCGUUCCCAGGAGAUCAGAGGCCGGCAAAGAGAACAACGGACACAAAAUCGAUACCAAGCCAAGCUGGAGAAGCAGAACAACAGCCAGAAACACUUCAGAGAUCCAUUGCUACAGUGA